This is a messenger RNA of Ustilago hordei, 1092 nucleotides long. RefSeq lists its product as uncharacterized. The record is from RefSeq and is a predicted model, not a curated record. Gene Ontology annotation, molecular function: oxidoreductase activity. Lineage: Eukaryota; Fungi; Basidiomycota; Ustilaginomycetes; Ustilaginales; Ustilaginaceae. The transcript has a single exon. The coding region runs from base 1 to 1092 and encodes 363 amino acids.
AUGUCGAGCGAAUCUAUUCCCAAUAAGAUGCGUGCUGCCACCAUCAAGGACUUUAAGAAAGGCUACGAAGUCAAGGACAUCGAUGUCCCGACUGAUCUCGGACCCAACGACGUUCUCAUCAAGAUCGCCGCCGCCGGUUACUGCCACACGGACUUGCAGGUCAUGGAUGGUGUCUACGAGUCUCAGGGUGCAAAGCCAGGUCUCGUUGGCUCGCAUGAGCCCGUCGGUACUGUAGUCAAGACUGGCUCGGACGCUGAGAAGUCGGGCAUCAAAGUUGGCGACCGUGUCGGCUCAAUCAACACCUACGGCUUCUGCGGCAAGUGCGACUCGUGUAAGCAGGGCCAGCAGCUUUGCGACAAGCUUCCCGGAAUGCUCGGCCUUACACUCAACGGCGGCUUCUCUCAGUACAUGAAGGCCGAUGCUCGAGUCGUCUCCAAGAUCCCCGACAGCAUCCCCUUCGACCAAGCCGCCCCGCUCGUCUGCGCAGGAGCCACUGUCUACGGUGCCUUGUUGGCUGUACAACCCGAGAAGGGCCAGUGGCUCGCUAUGGUCGGUAUCGGCGGUCUUGGCCAUCUCGGUGUGCAAUACGCCAAGGCGAUGGGCUGCAAGGUUGUUGCCAUCGACAACCGAAAGGAGGGCAUCGAGCUUGCCAACAAGGCUCCCGAAAACCUCAGACCCGACAAGACUUUUGUCAUUGAUACGGAAGAUGCAAAGAACAAGUGCAUCGAAGAGCUAUCGAGCAGCUUCUACGAGACCAAUCCCGGCGUCGACCGAGUUGUGAUCAACACGGAGAACCGUGGCUUGAUCAGGUUCAGCCAGCAGUUCCUACGAAAGGGUGGCCAGCUCGUCGAUGUUGGUCUGCCUGCGGACGGCCCUUUCGAGGUCGACUCUUUCGGUUUGAACUUCAAGGAGCACACCAUCCGCGGCCGUCUGAUUUGCACGCCAGAGCAGUGUCAAGAAAUGAUCAACUUGCAUGCUGAGAACGGCUGCUCUACGUUCAUCGAGAAGACCUACAGCGUCGAGGAAGCCAACGAGUUGGCCGAGCACUACAAAUCGAAGAAGCUGCAGGGUCGACUCUGCAUGGUGUUCUAA